GGGGGGUUGGAAGCGGGACCGUGCUUUGAUUCUGGAAUCACCAAGUUUUCUUGUGGACGAGCUAAAGAAAGCAUCGCCAAGGGGCACAAAUAGCCUGGGGUGUCCCUCGCAACCCCGUGAUACGUCGGAGCAUGAACAGCUGGUCAUAUCACAGAUUACGGGGGUGCAGAUGAGGCAAAACUGGUGGAUUGGGAGACUCCCGUAAAAGAGCGAUUCUCUGUCGUUUCUCACGUGCGUCGUUGGGCGAUUAAUCCAUCUAUGCCCACUUUUAACUCAGGUGUACUGUUCAGUACCCGUUGCAAGUUGGAUAUCAUGUCCGAAUGGACAAUGACCUAUGGAAAUGAGUCUGGUCAUGUGAGGAAGCACUUAUGGAUGAGAUGUUUGUUAGUUAUUUUUGGUACGGGUCUAUACGGAGUAAUUGAGUGUUGCCUAGAAGCAGCUAUCAGCAUACUAUUAUCUACGGAGUACACAGGGAGGCAACAGCGAGCAGAAUACGAUUCAAGCUCAGAUACACCCAAUUGGAAGAGAAGGGAGGUGAAAGAACUACAGUGGGCCGGGGCAGUGCAGGCAAAACAUCGUAGUAAAAGGGGAAAAGAACAGUCAAACUUGGGGAGUUGGAAAAGGCAACUACCUAUAAUAAUGACGUCUUUUGCACUUUCUGCCUUUAGAUCUCUACGCUGCUGAAGAAUACGGUAGGUCGGUGCAUGGCCUUUGCUUCUUGAUGACUACGCCGUACGUGGCUGAGGUAAGACGGUCGUUCUCAUUGAAAGACGUUGGUCCAUAUCGGCUUUCGGAAUCGC
Molecule: messenger RNA, 800 nt
Organism: Xylona heveae TC161
Lineage: Eukaryota; Fungi; Ascomycota; Xylonomycetes; Xylonales; Xylonaceae
Exons: 1
Coding region: 259-684 (141 amino acids)
Source: RefSeq, a predicted model, not a curated record